GGGCGAGACGUCAGAAGGAGCAGGGCGCGGCGUUAGAAGGAGCCCGGGAGCUCGCUGGAAGCAUGUCUCCAUAGCGGUCCUGCUCUGCGCGCCCUUUUGCUGCGCAGCCCCCAGCCGGGAAGGGCCGCCGCCGUGCAGCAUGGGGAGCUGCUGGCUGCGCCUCGCCGCGCUGCUUGCCCUGGGUGUCCGUCCCAGCCAGGAGUACCAGGGAUCGGGAUAUUCACCCCUUGAAGAUGAUGAAGAUGUGUAUGCACGCAGUAGAUAUAAAGAAACACCAUGGUGCUCCCCCAUUAAAGUGAAACAUGGUUAUGCAAACUGCAGGACACCUCAAGGGGAAUAUUAUAAGAAUGUAUUGGGGACAAGAUGUGAUAUUCGUUGUCAAAAAGGCUAUGAACUGCAUGGCCCUCAGCAGCUUAUUUGUCAAUCAAGCAAACGCUGGUCUGGGAAAGUGCUGUGCAAACAAAAGCGCUGCCCCACUCUGUCCAUGCCCACCAAUGGGGGCUUCAAGUGCUUAGAUGGUGCCUACUUUGACUCGAGGUGUGAGUACUACUGUUCACCAGGAUACCAGCUGAAAGGUGACCGUAUAGUAACGUGCAUGGACAACAAAGUAUGGAGUGGCCGGCCAGCAUCCUGUGUUGAUACUGAACCUCCAAGAAUCCAGUGCCCAAGUGUGAAGGAAAAAACUGCAGAGCCCAACAAGUUGACAGCCAGAGUGUUCUGGGACACCCCCGAGGGACGGGACACUGCUGAUGGGAUUUUGACAGAUGUUAUAUUGAAAGGCUUGCCACCAGGGUCCCAUUUUCCAGAAGGCGACCACAAAAUCCAAUAUACUGUGUUUGACAGAGCUGAAAAUAAAGGCACUUGCAAAUUUCUUGUUAAAGUCAGAGUCAGGCGCUGUGUGAAAUUAAAUGCCCCAGACAAUGGCUACAUCAAGUGUUCAGGUGAUGGAAAUAACUAUGGUGCUACAUGUGAGUUCUCCUGCAUUGGUGGCUAUGAGCUACAAGGAAGCCCAGCUAGAGUAUGCCAGUACAAUUUGGGGUGGUCAGGAGUGGAGCCAAGCUGUGCACCCAUGAAUCUUAAUGUGAAUGUGAGGACAGCAGCAGCACUUCUCGAUCAAUUUUAUGAGAAGCGAAGACUGCUAAUUAUUUCAACUCCUACUGCAGCCAACUUCUUCUACAGGUUGCAGUUGGGAAUGCUGCAGCCGGCACAGUGUGGGUUAGACCUCCGCCAUGUUACUGUAGUUGAAUUGGUUGGUAUCUUCCCAGCACAGAUAGGAAGAAUAGGUGUAAAGCUGCUGCCCCCAUCACUUGCCCUGCAACUCAGGCUGCUGUUAAGGAUCCCCCAUUACAGUUUCAGCAUUGUAGUGAUGGACAAGCACGGAAUGGACAAGGAACGCUAUCCUUUCCCAGCAACCCCAGCUGAGCUAUUUGCACUUAUUGACAAUUUUCCUCUGAGAAAAGAAGAGAUGAAGCUGCAAGCAGAAAUUGGCCAGUCGUGUCCCUAAUUCAGGGUUGUAGGGCUUGCAGUUUUCAGUGAACCUUUUUUUUUAAGCCCACAUAAUUCUCCUUUUGGUGCUACACAAAGCAUGGCUUUUUAAUCACUGACGUAAUGAUUUUUUGUGUGUGUUAAGUCGGUCUGGCUGUGUAGCUACUCUGCACAGAAAUAUACAUGGUGCUUUCAUGGUGCUUUUUUUGUACUUUCAGCCAUCUUGAGAUAAAUGUGUACGUAGGAUUGCUAUCAUUGGAAUUUCUUGUACAGAGAGUGAAGAACUGAGGCACUGUUCUGGGAGUUUAUUUUGGAUUUUUCAUCCAGUGUAAAAUUAGGGUUUCUUUCUUACUGUUUGUAAGUCUUUUUAUUAAUAAAAUAUUGUUUUGCAAACACA
Molecule: messenger RNA, 1882 nt
Organism: Neopsephotus bourkii (Bourke's parrot)
Lineage: Eukaryota; Metazoa; Chordata; Aves; Psittaciformes; Psittacidae
Gene: SRPX
Product: sushi repeat containing protein X-linked
Exons: 10
Coding region: 140-1504 (454 amino acids)
Source: RefSeq, a predicted model, not a curated record